AUGGCUGAAGCUGUAUCUGUUGCUAGGCGUGUUCUUGUGGCUUUGGACGGCAGUCAGAACGCCUUUGAUGCUUUUGAUUGGUACUUGAAGAAUGUCCACACACCAAAUGAUUACGUCAUCAUUGUGUACAGCCCUAAUAUCGCCAGUACCGUUUUCAACAUGGACUUCCUACUGCCAGCCAAUGUCUCAGCGGUGUCAGAUGCUGUGUCUACAGCCCAUGAAGCCGCCAAGGAUGUGCAGCAGCUGCUGGAGGAGAAGUUGAAACAGUCUGGGGUUCAAGGCUCUGUUCAGGUACUGGGCAGUUCCAACAUUGGACACGCUAUUGUCAAGGAGGCAGAAAAGGAGAAAGUGGCCCUUAUUGUCAUUGGCAGCCGAGGACAUGGAGUUCUGAGAAGGACCAUCCUGGGUAGCAUCUCCAGCUAUGUGGUCCACCACAGCCAUAUCCCUGUGCUGGUCCAUCCCACCAUACACCACCAGAAGGACAGGCGCCAGAGUGGAUCAGAGAAGGGACAUUAG
Molecule: messenger RNA, 516 nt
Organism: Candidula unifasciata
Lineage: Eukaryota; Metazoa; Mollusca; Gastropoda; Stylommatophora; Geomitridae
Source: the annotation of a GenBank genome assembly